Molecule: messenger RNA, 433 nt
Organism: Tribolium madens (black flour beetle)
Lineage: Eukaryota; Metazoa; Arthropoda; Insecta; Coleoptera; Tenebrionidae
Exons: 2
Coding region: 18-380 (120 amino acids)
Source: RefSeq, a predicted model, not a curated record
UCCAACCUAAUAACAAAAUGAAAGCCGCUUUUUUGCUUCUUUUCGUUCUUCUACCGGCAGUUUUCUGCUACUACGCUCACCCAAAUAUCCACUAUUUCCCGGCUAGAAUUAAUUACAGAAAUGCUCCGGCUAAAUCCUGGGGUACUUUAUUCCAUCGCCUCCACCUCGCCAGUAAACGUUGCCCCAACACAUUUGAUGAAAGUUGUAUCAACGAUAUCAUAAAUGGAGCUGGAUCAGAUGAAACGUAUUUGAACGGUGGUGAUAACCCCGGAAAACGAUGUGUGAACACAUUUGAUGAAAGUUGCUCCAAUGGUGACAUCAACGGUGCUGGAUCUGAUGAUGAUUGGUUGCACGGAGAUGAUAAUCCUGGUCGUCGCUGAAAAUUUCGUGUAGAAUAAAUUUCAUAUCAGAAUAAAUUUUAUUGUGAACAUUA